This is a messenger RNA of Erigeron canadensis, 585 nucleotides long. Its product is annotated as transcriptional regulator SUPERMAN-like. NCBI's taxonomy places the organism in Eukaryota, Viridiplantae, Streptophyta, Magnoliopsida, Asterales, Asteraceae. The transcript has a single exon. Bases 1 to 585 code for a protein of 194 amino acids. The record is from RefSeq and is a predicted model, not a curated record.
AUGAAUCACAAAUUCAAAAGCACCAACUACAUAUUUGAUCAAAAAGAUUAUUAUGGGUUUUCAUGGCCUCAAAGAAACUUUAUGUGCACCUUUUGCAACAAAGAGUACAAAUCUGCACAAGCUCUUGGUGGUCACAUGAAUGUUCACAGAAGAGAUAGAGCUAAACUAAGACUCUCAUCACCUCCUCUUGCUCAUGAUGAUCAACACCAAGCUGCAAACCCGAAUAACCCUAACACUGCUAAAUGUGUGUCACCACCAUCACCGGUUCGUUACCAACCUUACAAUAAGACCACCCACCAUUCUUCUCUACUUUUUCCUCAUCAUGUUUCCACUACUAAUGUAGAAGAUGAACAACGCGCGUUAUAUGCGUGUUCUGCAGGCGGGAUAGACUUUUUAGGGUGUAUGGGAAAGAAGAAUGUGAGAAUGGAAGAUGGGGAGAAAGAAGGAAAUGGGAUUAGGGUUUGGAAGAAAGCUGAAAUCUUUAACAUGAAGAUGGAGAUGGAGAUGGAGACGGAGAUGGGCUUGCUUAAUAAAGAUGGAAAGAAUAUUGAGCUAGAUUUGGAACUUCGACUUGGGCGGUCUUGA